AUGCUUCCCUUCAAGGUGAGCAAAUGGAUGGGGCUGGCUUGCUUCCAGUCACUGGUACACUCCUCACCUAGUGUUCCUCAGAAGAAACUAAUCCACAAGCUACAAGAGGAAAAGGCUUUUCGAGAAGAGAUAAAAAAGUUCCAUGAGAAAAUAGAAGGCUUCAGGGAAGAGAUAUGGAAUUUCCGUGGCAAGAUCCGGGGCUUCCGGGGUCAGAUCCUGGGUUUUGGGGAAGAAGAAAGACCUUUCUGGGAAGAAGAGAAAACUUUCUGGAAGGAAGAAAAAAACUUCUGGGAAAUGGAAAAAUCUUUCCGAGAAGAAGAGAAGACAUUUUGGAAAAAAUACCGUACUUUCUGGAAAGAGGACAAGGCCUUCUGGAAAGAGGACAAUGCCUUGUGGGAAAGGGUUAGGAAUCUUCUUCAGGAGGACAAGGCGCUAUGGGAGGAGGAAAGGGCCUUGUGGAUAGAGGAGCGAGGCCUGCUUGAGGAGGAAAAGGCCCUGUGGGAAGAUAAGAAGUCCCUCUGGGAGGAAGAGAAGGCUCUCUGGGUGGAAGGGGGCCACCUCCUGCUCCUUGGGGAGCAGAGGCCCCCAAACGAAGAAUUACAAUCACCAGUGUUUCCCCGAGGCCGGGCAUAG
Molecule: messenger RNA, 633 nt
Organism: Nannospalax galili (Upper Galilee mountains blind mole rat)
Lineage: Eukaryota; Metazoa; Chordata; Mammalia; Rodentia; Spalacidae
Gene: Ccdc70
Product: coiled-coil domain containing 70
Exons: 1
Coding region: 1-633 (210 amino acids)
Source: RefSeq, a predicted model, not a curated record